Panthera uncia (snow leopard) is the source of this 1226-nucleotide messenger RNA. RefSeq names its product protein phosphatase 1 regulatory inhibitor subunit 1B (gene PPP1R1B). Gene Ontology annotation, biological process: intracellular signal transduction. The transcript is spliced from 7 exons. Gene Ontology annotation, molecular function: protein phosphatase inhibitor activity. Gene Ontology annotation, cellular component: cytoplasm. Bases 29 to 643 code for a protein of 204 amino acids. The record is from RefSeq and is a predicted model, not a curated record. Lineage: Eukaryota; Metazoa; Chordata; Mammalia; Carnivora; Felidae.
CCCGGCCCCGCCGGCCACCCCGCCCGCCAUGGACCCCAAGGACCGCAAGAAGAUCCAGUUCUCGGUGCCCGCGCCCCCCAGCCAGCUCGACCCCCGCCAGGUGGAGAUGAUCCGGCGCAGGAGACCAACCCCUGCCAUGCUGUUCCGGCUCUCAGAGCACUCCUCGCCAGAGGAGGAGGCCUCCCCUCACCAGAGAGCCUCAGGAGAGGGGCAUCACCUCAAAUCGAAGAGACCCAACCCAUGUGCCUACACACCCCCCUCGCUGAAAGCUGUGCAGCGCAUUGCCGAGUCGCAUCUCCAGUCCAUCAGCAACCUGAGCGAGAACCAGGCCUCAGAGGAGGAGGAUGAGCUGGGGGAGCUGCGGGAGCUGGGCUACCCUAGAGAGGAAGACGAGGAAGACGAGGAGGAAGAGGAAGAGGAAGAGGAGGAGGAGGACAGCCAGGCUGAAGUUCUGAAGGGCAGGAGGGGGCCUGCUGGGGAGAAGAUAACUUGUGGCCAGGGUCUGGAGGGACCCUGGGAGCGCCCACCCCCUCUGGAUGAGCCCCAGAGAGAUGGAAGCUCCAAGGACCAAGUGGAAGAUCUGGCACUAAAUGAGUCUGGGGAGGAGCCACAGCGCCCUGCCCACCCUGAGCCUGGCACAUAAGCAUCCGGCCUUGCAUCUCUCAGAAGGAAGUGGAGGGGGCAUUGCUGUUCCCCAGAAACCCACUCUGUCCCCACCCUAUUUUGUACCCUUCCCCCUCACUCGCUAGGGCUGUGGCUUCUGACUUCUAGAAGACUUAAGGCUGGUCUGUGUUUGCUUGUUUGCCCACCUUUGGCUGAUGCCCAGAGUUCCUGGGUACUUGCUGCCUGAUGCCUACCCCUGCCAGUCAUUCCCCCAUUUACCCAGAGGGAGGCGGGAUGUGAGAGACUUUGCAUCAGAUAAUCCAGUAAGGGUGUGUGUGUGGGGGCAAAGGUUUAUCCUUCACAAUUCCACUCCCCAGACCCUCUCCCCUGGGCACAGGAAACCCACAGGGCAGGACCCUAAGAUCUGGGGAAAGAGGGUACUGAGAAAUUGUUAGGUACCCUUAGAUCCUUCUCCAUCCCCUCUCCUAUGGGGGAUUUCAAGUUACCACCCCUCUCUCUGGCUUCUCCCAGGGCCCAGGAUUCAGGCAUCCUUCUCCUCAGCUUCAACAUUUUGGAAAUCUUCCCCUUAUCACUCCUGCUCCCCAGCCUGGGUGCCUGGAAGA